Messenger RNA from Propithecus coquereli (Coquerel's sifaka), 1104 nucleotides. Its product is annotated as chromosome unknown open reading frame, human C10orf131. The transcript is spliced from 9 exons. The record is from RefSeq and is a predicted model, not a curated record. Gene Ontology annotation, biological process: protein localization to ciliary transition zone; non-motile cilium assembly. Gene Ontology annotation, cellular component: ciliary transition zone. The coding region runs from base 1 to 1104 and encodes 367 amino acids. NCBI's taxonomy places the organism in Eukaryota, Metazoa, Chordata, Mammalia, Primates, Indriidae.
AUGAACCGGACAGAACAUUCCCGAAGGCGCACCGCCGGAGAGGGGACGCAUCGCGCAUGCUCCUGGGCCGCCGGGAGCGCCAGCCGGGCUGAGGGCGUGAGGGGCGGGCGUCAGGAGCGGUGUCGGUCGGUUGGUGAGUGUUCCCAGUCCGCGGUAAAUCCUCCGUCCUGCCUCUGCUGCCCAGACCUAACAGAAGUGCGCUGUUCAUCGAGUCCCUCCGGCACCGGGGUCUGCGGCUCUGCGCUGUGGGAAGGACCGGCGGGCCGGUGUAGCCAGGGCCGGAGCCGCGCGGGCCGCCGGGACUUGGAAGUCCGCAGGGCCGUCCGACCCCGUUUCAGAGCAGUGCUUGAUUUGCAUCAAAUGCAGGUCAGCAUAUUGAAUGCCUACUGUGUGCUGAACGCCUUGCUAGGACUGGUGGGUGUAGGCAAAUUCAUGUCGCAGCCCUCGUCUGGGAUGUCAGAAGAGACAGAUAAUGUUGUAGCAGCAAAAGUUAUAGAUGAACAUCUCCAAAAAGUAAAUGAUAGUUACUCCAAACACUUUUCACUUGGUGCUAAUUUACAAAAUGUUGCUGAGAGCCAAGAUGAAGAUUUUAUGGAAAAAGUCAUUUUUACAGAUUUACUUGAAGUAAAAGCUGCUGAAUAUGAAGAUGAUCAAGAACAAAUAAAAAAACAGCAGGCAAAUAUUUUUGUGCCAAGUAGUUCUCCAGUGAACAGCCAGCAUAAACUGCCAAAAGGUAUGAUACCACGCAUUUUGGAAGAUGAAGGAUUCUAUAUUCAGAGAAAGCCAAAAAUAUAUAAAAAGACCUGCAACAAAAUGGAAAAUCGCCUGCUUAAAUUAGAAAAGGGAAAUUGUUGGUUUGAAGAAAGUGGAGAAUUAAUGUCAUUACCCACACCUAUUAAACAGUCAUGGAGUUCCUCACUAAACAUAAGCAAGGAAUUUUUAAAUCCAGCACUAAAGACCACAUACAGGAAGACUAAAGUCUCGUCAGAGGAAGGUCUUUCAUUUUUUAUUCUGAAUGGUGAAGAAGGCUCAGCUUUGGACCAGUCUUCAGAGCAGAAAGCAGCAUUCCGACUCCACAGCACUGUAAGUAGUACUACUUUCUGA